UCUCUCAAUGGAGAGCAAGUAUUGGACUGUGGAGCUACUGUCAACUUGCCUCUAGUAGACCAGCUAAUGGCCACCACUCUCACUCAUUCAAAGCUAAAGUAGACAGUAGGUCAGGCCAUACUACAUCGGAAGAGAAGACAUCUAAACUGCCAGCAGCUCUGUCUUUCACUGUUUCCCUUCUUUUAUCUUUAUUAAGAUGUAUGGAGUUCAUUUUUUCCCCUUCCACGGGUGUUACUGUUAUGACCCACUGCCUCCAGUCAUUAGCCUUGUUUAUAUCUACUAUUGGCAGUAGCUUUGACCUGAUCUACUAUUUGGUUUUACUUCUCCUCCUCUUAUCAGGAGAUGUUGAACUCAAUCCUGGUCCUAUGAUAGAUGAUCAACCAUCUUGUCUCUUACUUGCGAAGUGUCUUAAGCCACUUGCUGACUGGAAACCAUUUGCUCUUUGCCUUCCUGGGAUAACACAGUCUGAUGUCAGUAUAAUCAAUAAAACAAAAAGAAAUGCUCAUCUUAAAAAAAUGGCUUUACACAAGAAAUGGCUACAAGUUAAUCCUACAGCAUCAUGGAGAGAUGUCAUUAAUGCUUUGAAACAAUGUAAAGAGAAUGAACUAGCUAGAACUAUUGAACAUGAAAUGGAAUGGUCUACUGGAGGAGCUAAUAAUGAUGGCAAUACAUCAACGAAUCCUACUGGAAAAAAUUCUGAUGAUAAUAUGGAAGCCAUGACUAGAUCUAAUCCUGGUCAAAUAACAGGUAAUCCAAUGGAUAUAUUAAGGACUCAUUCUCACCUACUCACUGAUGGAAUUUCAUGCGAUCUUUACAGAAUAACAAGUGAACUACUUGCUAAAGGAUUGAUACCACAACAAACUUUUGAUGAUGUACUUGUAAUGGGAAUUAUGACUGAUUAUACUAAAGCAAUGAAACUGAUGAGCGUAUUGCAACGGCAGUUAGAAUCAUCCCUUACUCCAGAGCAAUAUCUCAUUAAUACAUGUCAUGUAUUAAUGAACCAACAACAUCAUACACUAACAGAUAUUGCUACCUCUAUAUUACACCAGUUAGGUCAGUCUAUACCUGAUAAUGUCAGUUCACAUACUGUACUACCAUCACAAGUUGAUGAUACAUCCAAUACAUCAGUUACUAAUAUAAGAGGUCAGUCUGAUGUAACUAAACCCAUUCAUUCAAUACCUGAUGAUGUUCAAGGAUAUGCUGACAAUAUGAGACAACUCUACAAUCUACAUACGCUUGCUUUACCACUGGCCACAGCUGAGAGUGCUGUUGAACUGUUUACUAUUCUACAAACCAAUAAUACACUUAAAGCUCUGAGUAUAGAUAUAAAGGAAAUAUCGUGGGAAUGGGAGGAGGAAGAAGGGGAGGAAGAGCUAGAGGUGGAAGAAGGGGAAGAAGAGGGGGAGGAGGGGGAGGAAGAGAAUGUUGAAGAGAGGGACUCAAAGGAGUAUGUGGGAGAGGAGGAGGAGGAGGAAGAGAUGGAAGAUUGGGAGGGGGAGGUAGAAGAGGUGGACGAAGAGGGGGAAGAGGAGGUGGAAGAGGAAAAGGAGGCAUUUCAGGAAGAGGAAGAGGAACUAGAGCUGGAGGAGGAAGACAAGGUAUAUACCAGAAGUAUGGGUACUAGCCUACAAAACAUGCUAACACAAAACUAUGCACUCAAACACCUUGAGAUUAAUGAUGACAUAUCUAGUGACAUUCCCAGUUCAUUCUUGUCAUUUCUUACAACUGGUCUCAGACAUAACAACAGUCUACAGCAGUUGAGUAUACCCAUUCCUGCACUUAAAGAGAUACAAACUUUUAUUGAUGUCAUCUCCCAAAAGAACAAUCUCACAGAAUUGAAAAUGAACCUCAAAUUAGAUCAGUCAUGUGGUAAUUGUAGUGAUGAAAAAGAGGAGGAAGCUACAGCAAUAACACCGUUUUUUUAUGAACUGUUACUUCCUGCUGUUAGUACCAUGUUAACAUCUCAUGCAACCAUUAAACUACUUAGGAUAGAGUACGAUAAUAGCGAUGAUAACUUAUCUCAAUCUAACUGGAUAGACAAAUUUAGUAAUUAUGAUACAGCUAAUUAUGAUCAGGUUUGCUUCUGGAAAUUGUGA
Messenger RNA from Amphimedon queenslandica, 2096 nucleotides. RefSeq lists its product as uncharacterized. Lineage: Eukaryota; Metazoa; Porifera; Demospongiae; Haplosclerida; Niphatidae. Bases 201 to 2096 code for a protein of 631 amino acids. The transcript has 7 exons. The record is from RefSeq and is a predicted model, not a curated record.